AUGAGUAAACUCGACGAUAUUUUCGGAAAAAAGAAGGAAGCUGUUCCCGUUCUUGACUUGAGCAAGUCAACAGCGACAAAUAAAGAAGAAUUUAAACGUCUCAUGGAGAAAGUUCCUGAUUACAAGAUGCGAGCAAUCAAAGUUCGAACGGAAGAUAUCAAAAUUAAAGACAAGGAUUGGUCUUUCAAGACACCGAAAAAAGAAAAUCGACAGUUAAUUAAAAAUAAUGGACUUGUAGAUCCUGCUUCUUACAGUUAUAUGGAUCCCGUACCGCAGGAAAUGGCAUCAAUUGUGUUGAUGGAGCUCUGCACGAUUCAAAUUGAUUGGAGAAUGUUGACAACUGCAAGACCUAAAACGAAAACAGAGGAAGAAUAUUUCAGCAAAUUGGUAGAAUUGGGAAAGUUACAAAUCAAAACUGAAAUACGAGAAAAACGUGAAUUAAUUCAAAAUCCGUUCAGCAAGAAGGUAAAAAAUCGUUCGGGAAUCGUUGAAACACGAAUUAUCACGUGCACAGAUUGUCUCGAAGAGUUUUGUAAUGGAAAUUAUUGCAACGAUUUCAACUAUGACAUGUAUUUGAGGGUUCCUGUGAAGCAGCCUGUGAACAAAGAUGCUCAAAUGUCAGAACGAGAGCAAAAACGGUUAAUGCGUGCGGGAAUGGCGAAACCGACAACAAGUAAAAAAGGGAAAAAAGGCAAAGAAGGAAAACCUUCAAAGAAAAAGAAGAAACGAACAAAGAGUAAAAGUCCAUCUCGAAGAUCUGAUUAA
Messenger RNA from Culicoides brevitarsis, 765 nucleotides. RefSeq lists its product as uncharacterized. The coding region runs from base 1 to 765 and encodes 254 amino acids. NCBI's taxonomy places the organism in Eukaryota, Metazoa, Arthropoda, Insecta, Diptera, Ceratopogonidae. The transcript is spliced from 2 exons. The record is from RefSeq and is a predicted model, not a curated record.